AUGCUCGCACACGGCCGACGCUACGGUAUCAUUAGCCGCAACGGUGUCGACAAGUUGACCCAACUUCGGCAUAUUGCCGUGCGUGACGUCCCGAUUCCGGAGCAUAUCACGAUCUUGUUCGUGGAGCAGGAGAUCAUCGGAGAUGACACUAUCGCUAUGGACUCAGUCCUGAAAGCCGACGGCUGGUGCGACCAACUCCUCUGCAAAAAAGCCUCCCUCAACGCGUGCCUCGCCGCGCUUGCCUCUUGCCUCUUGCUUGGGACGCGUCGUCUGGUCCAGGUCCAGCGCGCGGGUUUGGGAUCCAGCGAGGUGGACCAGCAGAGACCGACAAAGAGUUUCUCUGGUGGUUGGAGGAUGCGGUCGGCGCUUGUGCGUGUGCUGUUCGACAAGCCUGUGCUGUUGUUGCUCGAUGAGCCUUUUGACUUGGGUGCGCUUGCAUGGCUCAAAGACCAUUUGCAGACCUGGGAGGGAACGCUGCUCGUCGUCUCCCACGACCGUUCCUCGAACAGCACUCCGGCCGCCCGGACUACUACAAUGGGUCUGUUACUCUCACACCCAUAA
Molecule: messenger RNA, 561 nt
Organism: Peniophora sp. CBMAI 1063
Lineage: Eukaryota; Fungi; Basidiomycota; Agaricomycetes; Russulales; Peniophoraceae
Source: the annotation of a GenBank genome assembly